UCUUCUUCAUUGGUUACAGAAUUGAUUGAUUGGAUCAAAUCUGCAGAAGAAGUACUCUAGUGAACUGAAACACAGUUCUUAAAAGGAAAAAAAGAAUGGCGUUCAGAUCAAAGGAGUUCUUUAAGAAAAUAAUUCGGAAGGUCGGGGAGGAGAACUUGGCACCAGGAGUGAAGGAAUCACUGAAGAAAUGUCUUCCAGAUAGCAAGAUUGUGAUGGGGAGAGCCAAGAGAGGUAUUUAUGCUGGUCGUCACAUCCAGUUUGGCAACCAGGUCAGCGAAGAUGGAGGCAACAAGACAAGGCGGAACUGGAAGCCAAAUGUACAAGAGAAGCGACUCUUCAGUUACAUACUUGAUCGACACAUUCGUGUCAAGGUCACCACACAUGCACUCCGCUGCAUUGACAAGGCAGGUGGAAUUGACGAGUACCUCCUGAAGACACCCUAUCAGAAGAUGGACACAGAGAUGGGGUUGUUCUGGAAGGCCAAAAUUGAGAAGAUGUAUGAAGAGCUUGGGGGGAUGGAUGUGGUAUUCUUCUCACCUGAGGAUGAAGCCAAGUUUGAGCAGGGCUUCAAAGACCUGAAACUGGCUGAGAGGGCACAUCGUAGGGAGGCUAGAAGGAAGAAUUACACAUCAUCAGGUAAACAGAAGCAGAUUGAGGAAGGCAAAUCAGAUGCUUCAGAGGAUGGGACCAGGUUUGCAUCAGAUGAAGAAGGAACAAUUGAUCAUACACUGGAGCAAAGGGUUGCAAAUACUUGAUGGUGGUCACUAUCCCAAUGAGUGUUUGGUGGUCAAUUGUGGUUGUGUGUUACUGGCUUUUACACUUGGAGACAGUUCUUAACCUAUUCAAUUUUGUUUGGUGUUUCACUGUCAGGCUAAAUAAAGUUCAAGAAGCCAAGCUUUAUUUUUCUGUUUCUGCUUUGUUGCUUGCUUGUACCUUUUAAUAUUUCUCUCAGGCUAAAUUCAGGACAAGAAGCCAAGCUUUAUUUU
Molecule: messenger RNA, 986 nt
Organism: Telopea speciosissima
Lineage: Eukaryota; Viridiplantae; Streptophyta; Magnoliopsida; Proteales; Proteaceae
Product: 54S ribosomal protein L24, mitochondrial
Exons: 2
Coding region: 96-755 (219 amino acids)
Cellular component (GO): mitochondrial large ribosomal subunit
Molecular function (GO): structural constituent of ribosome
Source: RefSeq, a predicted model, not a curated record